Messenger RNA from Phalacrocorax carbo (great cormorant), 1896 nucleotides. NCBI's taxonomy places the organism in Eukaryota, Metazoa, Chordata, Aves, Suliformes, Phalacrocoracidae. The record is from RefSeq and is a predicted model, not a curated record.
AGCCGGCAGAUUUGGUGUUGAUUCGAUGUUUAGGGUCCCGCCGUGAGGCGGCUGUGCCGCGGGCGGGCGGGCGGGGUGCUGUGCCGGUGCUGUCCCGGGGCAGCCGUGCGGGACGUCUCUCCCGGGGCCGGGCCGGGCGGGCAGCGGCGUUAGGAGCGGCUCCGGCCGCCCCCUGCCAAGCCCCGGGAGAGCUGUUGCACCCCCGCAGAGAGGUCGUGCUGGAGCCUUUCGCGUGUCUCGGCUGCCGUGCGCAGCGGUUGCUGCAGGUGCUCGUGGAAGGUGGGGCAGGCGGAGGUGACUUCGGCGUUGCUUCACCUGCCAAGUGGACGCGUUGCAAAGGCUGAGCAGGGUGUUUCUUCCAGGUAGAGAUGGAUAUAAUUUAACACGCCUGGAAAGCGGUGUGUUUCAGAAGCCCGUGCCCACUAGAAAGCGACGGCUCUAAUACGAUAACUGGCCGUGGUUUGUUGUUGUUUUGGUUCUUUUUACACAUUGCCAUCAUGAUUCAAGGCGUGCUGGCAGAGAUGAAGCCUGGGAAAUCAUCACAUCCAAAGGAUUUACUUGGAGUAAAAGAUCACUGACUUCUACAAUGGAAAAGUCAUGGAUGCUUUGGACCUUUGUUAAAAGAUGGCUACUAGCUUUGGCUUCCUGGUCUUGGAGUCUCUGCCGUAUUUGUCUUUUACCCUUGAUAGUAACUUUUCACUUGUACGGAGGCGUUAUACUACUUAUAUUAAUAUUUGUAUCAAUAGCAGGUAUAUUAUAUAAAUUCCAGGAUGUGCUGCUUUACUUUCCUGAACAGCCCUCUUCAUCACGCCUUUAUGUUCCUAUGCCUACUGGUAUACCGCAUGAAAAUAUCUUCAUCAAAACCAAAGAUGGAGUUCUUCUCAAUCUUAUUCUGCUGAGAUACACAGGGGACAAUGCAGCGUAUUCGCCAACCAUCAUUUACUUUCACGGGAACGCAGGCAACAUCGGCCACAGGUUGCCAAAUGCUUUGUUAAUGCUGGUAAACCUGAAAGUGAACUUAAUUCUUGUCGAUUAUAGAGGGUAUGGAAAAAGUGAAGGAGAAGCAAGUGAAGAAGGUUUGUACUUAGAUUCUGAGGCUGUGUUAGACUAUGUGAUGACUCGGUCUGACCUUGAUAAAACAAAAAUUUUUCUUUUUGGCCGUUCCUUGGGGGGAGCAGUAGCUAUUCACUUAGCUUCUGAAAAUUCCCAUAGGAUUUCUGCCAUCGUGGUGGAGAACACCUUCCUUAGCAUCCCAUACAUGGCCAGCACUUUGUUUUCUUUCUUUCCAAUGAGAUAUCUUCCUUUAUGGUGCUACAAAAAUAAAUUUCUGUCCUACAGAAAAAUCUCUCAGUGCAGAAUGCCUUCUCUCUUCAUCUCUGGGUUGUCUGACCAGUUAAUUCCACCAGUUAUGAUGAAGCAACUUUACGAAUUAUCCCCAGCUCGGACUAAGAGAUUGGCGAUAUUUCCCGAUGGAACUCAUAAUGACACUUGGCAGUGCCAGGGUUAUUUCACUGCACUUGAACAGUUCAUCAAAGAAGUAAUAAAGAGUCACUCCCCUGAAGAAAUGGCGAAAACAUCAUCUAACGUAACAAUAAUAUAAUUGAUAUUCUUCUUUGGGGUGGGGGGUGGUACCUGCACUGUACCUUGAUUUUGUGAAAAGUGGUAAAAAGAAUGUCCAUUUUUAAAUGUAUGUCAUGUCUGUACUUGCCUAAAGAUUGAAAUUAAACCUGGAGAGGUCUAAUGCUUUAUUAAUAUGUUACAGAUAACUUUUACAUUUACAGCAUUGUAAAUGAACCAUUUUAUGUCUUUCUCAUACUUUUUUGGUAUCUCUGUCCAUAUAUUGCAUUUGUUUAAUAUGUACAACGGAUGCUAUUAAAGGAACUUGCUACAAAAGUA